Messenger RNA from Ostrinia nubilalis (European corn borer), 1758 nucleotides. Its product is annotated as zinc finger protein 850-like. Gene Ontology annotation, biological process: regulation of transcription by RNA polymerase II. The record is from RefSeq and is a predicted model, not a curated record. The coding region runs from base 1 to 1758 and encodes 585 amino acids. Lineage: Eukaryota; Metazoa; Arthropoda; Insecta; Lepidoptera; Crambidae. The transcript has 3 exons. Gene Ontology annotation, molecular function: DNA-binding transcription factor activity, RNA polymerase II-specific; RNA polymerase II cis-regulatory region sequence-specific DNA binding.
AUGUUAGUUACUGUGGUAUCGUCUGCAGAGGCCACAGCGCCUUGUUCCGGCACCGCAAGCUGCACACGGGCGAGACGCCGUACCACUGCGAGUACUGCCCCAAGCAGUUCCGGCGCCGCACCGGGCUCGUCAACCACAUCCGCAUGCACACUGGUUCGUUGUUACAUGUCAGUUACUGUGGUAUCGUCUGCAGAGGCCACAGCGCCUUGUUCCGGCACCGCAAGCUGCACACGGGCGAGACGCCGUACCACUGCGAGUACUGCCCCAAGCAGUUCCGGCGCCGCACCGGGCUCGUCAACCACAUCCGCAUGCACACUGGUUCGUUGUUACAUGUUAGUUACUGUGGUAUCGUCUGCAGAGGCCACAGCGCCUUGUUCCGGCACCGCAAGCUGCACCGGGCUCGUCAACCACAUCCGCAUGCACACUGGUUCGUUGUUACAUGUCAGUUACUGUGGUAUCGUCUGCAGAGGCCACAGCGCCUUGUUCCGGCACCGCAAGCUGCACACGGGCGAGACGCCGUACCACUGCGAGUACUGCCCCAAGCAGUUCCGGCGCCGCACCGGGCUCGUCAACCACAUCCGCAUGCACACUGGUUCGUUGUUACAUGUUAGUUACUGUGGUAUCGUCUGCAGAGGCCACAGCGCCUUGUUCCGGCACCGCAAGCUGCACACGGGCGAGACGCCGUACCACUGCGAGUACUGCCCCAAGCAGUUCCGGCGCCGCACCGGGCUCGUCAACCACAUCCGCAUGCACACUGGUUCGUUGUUACAUGUCAGUUACUGUGGUAUCGUCUGCAGAGGCCACAGCGCCUUGUUCCGGCACCGCAAGCUGCACACGGGCGAGACGCCGUACCACUGCGAGUACUGCCCCAAGCAGUUCCGGCGCCGCACCGGGCUCGUCAACCACAUCCGCAUGCACACUGGUUCGUUGUUACAUGUCAGUUACUGUGGUAUCGUCUGCAGAGGCCACAGCGCCUUGUUCCGGCACCGCAAGCUGCACCGGGCUCGUCAACCACAUCCGCAUGCACACUGGUUCGUUGUUACAUGUCAGUUACUGUGGUAUCGUCUGCAGAGGCCACAGCGCCUUGUUCCGGCACCGCAAGCUGCACCGGGCUCGUCAACCACAUCCGCAUGCACACUGGUUCGUUGUUACAUGUCAGUUACUGUGGUAUCGUCUGCAGAGGCCACAGCGCCUUGUUCCGGCACCGCAAGCUGCACCGGGCUCGUCAACCACAUCCGCAUGCACACUGGUUCGUUGUUACAUGUCAGUUACUGUGGUAUCGUCUGCAGAGGCCACAGCGCCUUGUUCCGGCACCGCAAGCUGCACACGGGCGAGACGCCGUACCACUGCGAGUACUGCCCCAAGCAGUUCCGGCGCCGCACCGGGCUCGUCAACCACAUCCGCAUGCACACUGGUUCGUUGUUACAUGUCAGUUACUGUGGUAUCGUCUGCAGAGGCCACAGCGCCUUGUUCCGGCACCGCAAGCUGCACACGGGCGAGACGCCGUACCACUGCGAGUACUGCCCCAAGCAGUUCCGGCGCCGCACCGGGCUCGUCAACCACAUCCGCAUGCACACUGGCGAAAAGCUAUACAGCUGUGAUAUUUGCUUCAAGACGUUCGUGCAGAGCGCGCAACUGUCGAUACACAUCAAGCGGCACAAGGGCGACAAGUCAUUUUUGUGCCAGGACUGCGGGAAAGACUGGGCGAACGGGCUCGCGCGGCACGCUGGUCAUCCUGCUCACCCUGCUAUUGAGUGA